Messenger RNA from Rosa rugosa (rugosa rose), 1155 nucleotides. RefSeq names its product transcription initiation factor IIE subunit alpha-like. Lineage: Eukaryota; Viridiplantae; Streptophyta; Magnoliopsida; Rosales; Rosaceae. The record is from RefSeq and is a predicted model, not a curated record. Gene Ontology annotation, biological process: transcription open complex formation at RNA polymerase II promoter; transcription initiation at RNA polymerase II promoter. Gene Ontology annotation, cellular component: transcription factor TFIIE complex. Bases 1 to 1155 code for a protein of 384 amino acids. The transcript has a single exon.
AUGACGAGCAUCGAGCCUUUCAACAGGUUGGUGAAGCUUGCGGCCAGAGCGUUGUACGAUGAUGAUAUAGCAACGUAUUCAUCGAAAGGGGCUAAUUCUCAGCUCAAGAGUGGCCGGAGCGUCGAAAAUAGAGGAAUCGGCGUGGUUGUGCUGGAAGCGCUAUCGAGAAGACAAUGGGUAAGAGAAGAAGAUUUGGCCAAGGACUUGAAACUCAACUCGAAGCAACUUCGUCGUACUUUGCAAUUUUUCGAGGAGGAAAAACUGGUCACUCGAGACCAUAGGAAAGAACGACAUGCAAAGAAAGAAGGGGAAGAGAAAAUAAAGUUGCACACUUACUCUUACUGCUGUCUGGACUAUGCUCAGAUGUACGAUGUAGUGAGGUACAGACUGCAUCGCAUGAAGAAAAGACUGAAAGAUGCAUUGGAGGACAAGAACACAGUACAACAAUACUUAUGCCACAAUUGUGGGAACAGAUACAACGCUUUGGAUGCACUGCGAUUGAUUUCGAUGGAGGAUGAUGAGUACUUUCACUGUGAAAGAUGCAAUGGGAAACUUGUGGUGGUUGAGACUAACAAUGAGCUAGCUUCUCCACAAGUAGGAGAUGAAGAAAGCAAUAUUUCAAGGAGACAAAGGCGUGAGAAAUCGAAAGUCAUGCUUCGAAAUAUGGAGGAACAACUGAAGCCUUUAAUGGAACAAAUUAAUAGGGUUAAGGAUUUACCUGUUCCUCAGUUUGGAACACUCCGAGAUUGGGAAGCGCGAGCUAAAUCUUCUGAUGGACAUGAUUUUGGAGGUACAAAGGUUGAAGUUGAAGUUACUUGGGUUAAAGAAGACAAGGGCGACGAUAUUAAAUCGGAAUUAGAUGAUCCUACUACAAGUUUGGGGAAAAUUGUGCCACCUUGGAUGAACAAGCAAGGGAUGAAUAACCUUCCAAAUCACGAACAACAUGGACAUUUUUCAGAUGACAUAAAGGCAAACACUCAUGAAGAUAAUGAGAGCAAGAGUACUUUACAGGAGGAGUAUUAUAAAGCUUAUUAUCGUGCUCUAAUACAAAGACAACAAGAAGAAGAAGCAAAUAUUCGCGAGGUUGGCAUGAAGUCAAAAUGUGAUCGGAAAGAAGGAGAGGAUGAAGAUGAUAUUGACUGGCAGGAAGGCUGA